This is a messenger RNA of Candidula unifasciata, 1460 nucleotides long. Lineage: Eukaryota; Metazoa; Mollusca; Gastropoda; Stylommatophora; Geomitridae. The record is from the annotation of a GenBank genome assembly.
AACGAAGACGGCCAAAAUCUGGCCGUUAUGACAAUGCCACCACAUUUGGUCGGUUGGGUGUGGCGGCCGAGUUGAGCUACAGUAUGGAAUAUGCCCGUAGACGGACUGAGAAUAUUGUUAGAGAACUAUGGUACUUUGUUCACGACCAGCUGAAAGAUCUCAACAAAAAAAUAGCAGCUGAAAAAGAGAUGAAUAAUAAUAAUAAUGAUGAUACGGCUCAACGAGCAUUGGCUGACGCCUUGACCAUGUUGAGAGAAGCCGACCAUUCGGAAAAAGCCCGAAAGCAAAUGUCCAGGGAAUUGGGCAGUUUAGUUCGGCGUUGGUUAGACUUCAUUCAGAACCCCAAGAAUUGUCGGAACGCACAGAGGGUCGCCUGCGCCAUCAAACCCUGCGGUUUCGGCUGCAACUUCCACCACUACGUCUACUGCCUGAUCACGGCGUAUGCCACCAACAGGACUUUGCUGAUCAUAACUCCACCAUCUUGGGCGACCUUACUGCAACCUGCCAGUUCUACGUGCUCUUUGACUGACCCCAAACCACCUGCCUUGUCCGCGGAAACCGCUGACGGACACUUCAGCCCACUACUAAACGAAAGCUCGCACGCUAAUCUCUCUGAUUACCAAGAGAUGUCUCAGGUUGAAAUGUUGCCGUUUAUCGACGAGCUGGACGAAGAAAGCCGGGAGCACGUUCCGUUGUCCGUCCCCAAAGAUCUGGCCGACAAAUUAGCCACAUUUCAUGGAAACCCGGCCGCGUGGUGGGUUGGUCAAGUUGCCUCCUAUCUGUUCCAGCCGACGUCGCUUUUAAUGACACCUAUUGUGGGUGUUCACGUUCGGAGAACCGACAAACUCCUAUCGGAAGCAUCUUAUCAUUCUCUUGAAGAAUACAUGCUUCAUGUGAAAGACUACUACGAUCAGCUAGAACGAUCCCAACCAGUUGCUACACGAAGGGUAUUCCUAGCCACCGACGACCCCACACUACUGCCCGAAGCUGAAGAGAAAUACCCCAACUAUUCAUUUUUAAGUGAGGCCAACGCCUCAAAGGUUCCAGUGGAUGAGCGAGAACUUGAGAAUUCUGUUAGAGGUAUAGCGACCGACAUCUUUUUUCUUUCGAGAACCGAUUUCCUUGUGUGUACAUUCUCUUCUCAGGUCUGUAGAUUGGCGUACGAGUUAAUGCAAACGCAGCACGGAGAUGCUUCUGCGAAGUUCCGUUCAUUGGAUGACAUAUAUUAUUUUGGCGGACAGCUAAAUCACCAGAUGGUCGCUGUGGAAUCGUACCAGGCGUACUGGGAGGAUACUAUCAGUCUGGAGAAGGGUGACACGAUUUUGGUGGCGGGAAACCAUUGGAAUGGAUUCUCUAGGGGCUUUAAUGAGCGAACGUCUCAGGAAGGAUUGUAUCCUUCGUAUGCAGUGGAGGACACGGUGGCCUCGUAUCCAAUGCCACUGUAUUCCAAUGUCCACUGA